AGAACGGGUCGACUAUAAAUUUUAUUCGACUGUCUUAUAUUAAUAGGUCUGAUCCCCAUCAGGCUGACAUACAAUAUGUGCGCGCAUCUGUCAGGGUCGGAGCUGGCUUCAUCUUACAUAUCUGUUUCUUUCUUUCCCUCGUUUCCUACUUUGCUUGCAUAUAUUGCAUAGUAUAUUGCAUAUAGACCUAUUCAUAGCGGCUUGUUGCUUUCCUUUCGUUUCUCCCACCUAUAUCGAAUAUCUCUUCGACACCCACACCGAUACACGAACACUACUACGACCACCAAAACCAGAGGAAAACCAUCACCAUGAGCCUCACUUGCACGCACGUCACACCAGAAUGUCCCGUCACGGCGACAACAUAUGGCUACUAUCCCAAUCUAGGCGGUAAUAUCUUUUUCGCCGUCUACUUUGGCCUACUCGGCACCCUCCAACUUGGUCUCGGCGUCUACUACCGCUCCUGGACCAUGUUGAUAGCGAUGGUAAUCGGCGGAUACAUGGAACUAGCAGGAUACAUCGGCCGAAUCUUAAUGAACCAUAAUCCCUGGGACCAAGGCGGCUUCAAACUGCAAAUUGUCUGUCUCGUGCUCGCCCCGACCUUCAUCGCCGCCGGUAUCUAUCUCACCCUGAAGCACGUCAUCCUCUCCUUGGGCCCAGAACACUCGCGUCUCAAGCCCCGGCUCUUUACCUGGAUCUUUAUCAGCUGUGAUGUCGGAUCGCUCAUUCUCCAGGCCGCAGGUGGUGGUGUUGCCGCUGCAGCGGGCAGCGAGAAUCAGAAUCUGCUGAAGGUGGGCGAUGAUAUCAUGGUGGCGGGUAUCGCCUUCCAGGUGGGCACGAUGUCGGUUUGUGGUCUGUUGGCGCUGGAUUUCUUUAUCCGCGUUGUGAGAAAGGGACCCGGUUUGGGCGGCGAGAAGUAUAUUGAUGAGAAUGGGAAUCUCACUGGGCCGAAGCACCUCAGGGUUGUUGUUUGGGCGGGCAUCGUGGCUUACUUUGCUACUUUGAUUCGGUGUAUUUAUCGUAUUCCCGAAAUGGCCGGUGGAUGGGGUAACCCGCUCAUGCAGAAGGAGAAUGAAUUCUUGGUUUUGGAUGGAAUGAUGAUGGCCAUCGCCGUGAGCUGCCUUACCUACCUUUACCCUGGAUUCUUCCUGCAAUCUAUCCGGAAGGGUAUGAAGAAGACUCCGAAGGCCUAGGUUAUAUACAAUAUUUCAUAUUUUAUUGUAUAUUUAUAUAUGCAUAGCACAUACAAUAGAUACCCGUUUACUACUAUCGCUGGAG
Molecule: messenger RNA, 1275 nt
Organism: Aspergillus welwitschiae
Lineage: Eukaryota; Fungi; Ascomycota; Eurotiomycetes; Eurotiales; Aspergillaceae
Product: RTA1 domain-containing protein
Exons: 3
Coding region: 309-1190 (293 amino acids)
Cellular component (GO): plasma membrane; fungal-type vacuole
Source: RefSeq, a predicted model, not a curated record